CAAUGACGUUCACAGGUUAGAAGUCAUAAUAAUUUCUAGGUUUUGUUUUUGUUUUUUUUUCUGAACUACUUCUUCAAUGUUUUGCUUGCAGUACUCCUAAAGUUGUUUCUGAGUUUUUCUAUAAUUUCAAUUUUCAAUUACGUUAAUUCUGAAGCUGAAUUUCUGUGUGUGCUUUAGCCAACAUGGAAGGAAAUCAUGUGGAUUCAACUGUAAAAUUUACUGAGAAGGUGAAACUGGAAUGCAUAUAUCCAAAAAAAGCUGUAAUAAUUCAGACAUCCUGGAUGAAACUUAAUGUAACUCAUAAAGAAAAUCUAGCUGUCUUGCAUCCAAUCUAUGGCAUACAUAUCGAAGGCAAAUACAAUGGAAGACUUUAUUUUGAGAAUGUCAGGGAGGACAGAUCCUUAUCCUUCAUCAAGAGCUCUUUGGAGUGUGUUGGUCUUUACCUUUGUUCUAUUGUACCUUACCCAGAUGGAGCUUGGGAAAAGGUAAUAGAAAUUAUUCAGCCAGCAAGUUUUUAUUCUUUGUGUUUUUCAACAAAUGCUUUUGAGACACAAAGUAAUCCUGUGUUUACCAAGCCUGGAGGAAACAUUGCUUUUACUUGCCCUUAUAAAAUUGGACAUUCAGUGCAGCAAAUGAUAUGGGAUAGGAUUAAAGCAGAUCAGGUAGAUAUCAUUGUUCUGUGCAGCUCCUCAGGAAAGCAACACUUUGGUUCAGUUUUCAAGGAGUAUACACUGCUGGGUUGCUCUGAUCAGGCAAACUCCAUGAUUGUCAUUCAAAAUGUUACAGCUUCUGACAUUGCAAUGUACCACUGCGUAGCUACUGGAAGAAGCAAAACCUAUGUGAUGACAACUUGGGAUCACAAAUGGUUUAUUAUCUACAUAGAUGGAGGAAUUUCUGCUGAUGUCUUACUGAUAGUCUUUCCACUGACCUGCAUCACCACUGCUUAUUGCAAAAACCUGCUAACUGUUAUAGAAGAUCCAGUUUUCAUGGAACAUGGAAGAAGAGAGGAAUCAUCACUCUGGCAGAAAGAGGAGAUUUACGACAACUGCAGAAAUGUCUCACACAAACCCAAGAAAAAAUCAUUAGAUGCCUUCUUAAGAAUGAAGUAAUGAAAACACAGGCCUUGUAUUUGACUUUAUUCUCUUUGCACCAGUGAGAUGUAGAAGGUCAAACUGGCUAUGCAGAACACUGCCUGGGCUGCUUUGGCUGGACACCUAGCCUGGGCCAAGUUAUAUCAGGUGUGUCUAUGUUGGAUUACAGCCUGCAGCAUUAACAUAUCCUUUGAUUCAUAUGUAGAGUUAAAGAUUAUUUGUACUUCUGCAAUUUAAUUUUUUUACCCAGUAGAUGUACUCUUAAGUAAGAAUUUUAGAACAGCUCUGAUACGUGGAAUAGAACUGCAUAUGUUUACAUAAAGUUAAUUUGGUCUGAGAAAUCUGUGUCUAAGAAGCCUAAGUGAGAGGUUGAGAAAGAAAAUGUGCUCAAUGUUGUGUAAUUCCAUGAUUUUUGCAUCUCAAAUUGAAAGGUCUAUAGAAUAAUAAAUUCCCAAGGCUUCCCACACAGGUGGUGUUAUUUUGCUGCCGGGCAAACAGUUCAGCAGACAAAAGCAAAUAUAUCAAGGAUCCUUCAACCUAGAUUUAAAAGUAUGAACAGAAGCUUGCUAUCUGACAGCUGUGUGAUUUUACAGGCUUCUUGCCACUUACUACAGCUAGUUCAGUAUUACCUAUUUG
Falco peregrinus (peregrine falcon) is the source of this 1727-nucleotide messenger RNA. It is a transcript of the gene CD226, whose product is annotated as CD226 molecule. Gene Ontology annotation, biological process: positive regulation of type II interferon production; positive regulation of natural killer cell mediated cytotoxicity directed against tumor cell target; positive regulation of immunoglobulin mediated immune response. Gene Ontology annotation, cellular component: external side of plasma membrane. NCBI's taxonomy places the organism in Eukaryota, Metazoa, Chordata, Aves, Falconiformes, Falconidae. The record is from RefSeq and is a predicted model, not a curated record.